This is a messenger RNA of Seriola aureovittata, 2826 nucleotides long. It is a transcript of the gene hdip1, whose product is annotated as chromosome 1 C16orf87 homolog. The transcript has 4 exons. The coding region runs from base 219 to 680 and encodes 153 amino acids. NCBI's taxonomy places the organism in Eukaryota, Metazoa, Chordata, Actinopteri, Carangiformes, Carangidae. The record is from RefSeq and is a predicted model, not a curated record.
UCUCCGUGCGCAUGCUCGCAGCUGUAGCAUUAAUAGUGUAACUGUAGUAUGUAUGUGCUUCUUAAAGGUUUGUUGUCAUCUGGCUCUAUCGGUUUGUGUGUAUUGCGGGUACCGUUUACUUUAGUGUAGGUUGGAGCAGAUCCGUGACCGUCCAUGUGUAACAGAGAGAAGUUGUAGCUAACAUACAAGUAUCGGCGUGUCGCUGAAGGAGACGGACUAUGUCGGCAAAUAAAACAAAGAAAGUCAAAAUGGCUACUAAAUCUUGUCCUGAAUGCGACCAACAGAUUCCAGUUGCAUGCAAGUCUUGCCCAUGUGGUUAUGUGUUUAUUAGCAGAAAACUCCUGAAUGCCAAGUUAAACGAGCGCUCUCCAGCCAUAGCAGACAAGCUGGACUUUAAGCGGAGGAGGACGGAGCGCAUUCGUAGAGAGAGGAUUGACUCUCCUUUAACCAGUGACAUGGAGAACAGGAGAAGGUCCCGGGCCAACAGUCAGUCAGAUCCCAUCCGGAGGGGGAGGGGCAGACCAAAGUCAGUGGGGCUGAAGAAACAGGAAGAGGAGAAAGAGAAACAAGAGAAGGAAGUGGAUAUUUAUGCCAGUCUUUCCGAUGAGAAGGCUUUUGUGUUUUCUGUGGCUUUGGCCGAGAUCAACCGCAAGAUCCUGGGUCAGAAACUAAUCUUAUAGACUAAAGCCUGAGUAAGUGAGAAACCCAGCACAGAGGACCUAUCAUAUGAAACUAUCAAAGAGGACGACCAAAGAGAGCAGAAUUGGCUGGACCUGAACUUUGACCUGGAUGUGUUUCACCUGGAUGAUGAUGAAGACAGUGAAUUUUCUUAAAGGGAUUAAAACCAUAUUGUCAUCAGUUACGGCUAUGUACAGCACACAUUGUGUAUUUAGUAGAUACAUUUAUAGAUGAUGUCAGAUUGGCUUAUUUAAGAUGAAAAGCUCAACUCGAGGCGAUGUCCAGCUUUCCCAGAAUUCAGGUGAAUAUUUUUGAGAUUGUGAGGUACUGCUGAUUCAUGUUCUGUUUGAUAAUAUCGUAUCUUUACAUUAUCUGACAAUAUUACAAUAUAUAUAUAUAUAUAUAUUAUAUAUAUAUAUAUAUAUACAUACACACACCCUAAAUAAGACUAACCCUAACCAUGACUGGGGUCAAAUGUCCUUUUUUAAAAUCAUAAUUUGUGAUCAGAAGGUUCUGUUAUUGAACAGUUAUUUCAGAUUCUGUGGACUCAAAAAAGUCGUCAUCAACCAAACUUUUAACAGAAUGAACCUUCAUAGUUCAAACAAAGACUAACAAUUGAAUAUUUUACCAUUAAACAGAGUAUUUAUAUAUAUAUGGAAUCAAAACAUUUGAGCCAAUGAGCUUUUAGUGCAGGAAAAAAACAGCAUGAUUUCUAACUGUCAGGCUUUGUGUGGUUAAAACUGCUGAUCUACUAUAAUUCUGUGCAAGCUUGGCUCAUCUCAAUCAAAGCUAUUAAUCAUGUUUAUUGAAAGGGAUUGCUGGGGAGAGAUCACCGGUGCUUCUUGUAAAUCUGACAUAGUUUCAGAGAAUUCUGUUGCACAAAGCGGUUUUAAAUAAACCUGAGCUAAAUUACAGUGACAGUUGAGUCUGGUGAGUUUCCGGGUUUAGUUUCAACUAAUGGGAUGGAUUUUGAUCCACAUACUGUCCGGUUCUGUGGGUUAAAGCAAAGCAGCGGACAUGGGGAACUGUGAUGCGAUAGAGGAAGAACAGCCCCACCCUCAUUUAAAGCAACCUCUGGAUGUGUUUUGGAUUUUAAAAUCCCAGCUAAGACAGAGCUGGACAUGACUCAUAAAAUAAUGGACAAAGAUAUGUUUUGGGAUCACUAGAGUCCUCAUGAGGACUCGUCCAGUGUUACCCAGACAGGAGAAGAAGUGGAACACAGAUGCCCAGUACCGGCGAACAGGCCAGCCAACAAAUGCACUACACCAAUUUAUGGACCGUCCAGUCAUCUCCAUAGGGUUUUUAAAUAUGUAAUUUUAAAAGAGCUGUGACCAGGUAUACCACACCACGUAGUCAGCAAAAUGGAAGAAUCAAAGACAUAACUGCAUGUCCCACAUUUUCAUCAACUUAUUCCCAAAACAGAAACUUCUCAGUGGUGUUAAGCCUCUGCAGCAGGAAACAUUUUCACAUUUAGUCCCUGAAUGUAUCACAGGUCAUUAUUUAGUUUUUUUCAUGAUUUUUAUUUUAUUUGUAACAUGUAAGCCGCAAUUGUAACUUUUUUUGUUGAACACUUAAAGUACUAUGGUCAAUAUACACUAAUUUGGAGAUACUAUGGUCAAUAAAGUUUUCUUCAAAAUAAAAAAUGGAGGUGUUGGCGUAAUUUGGAUUUUGACUGCUUCAUUGAAAGUGAAGUACUGUAGAGCAGAGUGUCCAUCAUAAGCCUGGACACCUGAGAGGAGGCUGCAGCAGGUUGGUGGCUAGAGCUACUACCACUUCAAAGGUUAAAAAGUUGAGUUUUUGUUUAUAUUUACAUCAAAUUCAUUUUUAUGAAAUGCUACUUUUGAUGCAACACUACGAGAAGACCACAAUGAGUUGGUUAGAUUUCACAUUAAGUGCCUGGAGCAGUUCCUCACCAUUACACCAGUGAGAGACAGCUAAUGGUUGCAUCACUCUGUUUGGUGUGGUGAGUCACAGGGAAUAUACUGAAGGAGACUGUUGUCUGACAUUUACAUAAUAAGGGUCGUCGUCACUAUGUACAGAAUGUCUCCUAUGUGAUAAUGUACUUCUUUUUUUUUUUACUUUAUCACCAUGGAUUUAGUAAUUCAUAACUAUUAUAGCAUUGUAACAUUAAAUGCAUAGAAACUAUAA